UGCUGUAGUUCAAGUCAUCCGUCAUCCGUCAGAACAUGAGAAUGAGGUCUAACACAGUUGUGUGUGUUGCUCUGGCUGUACUUCUAUAUCUAACAGGAUCUUUUGGUCAGCAAGAUGUGUGCGGCCAAACCUCACUUAACACCAGGAUUACUGGUGGAGGGGAUGCGACUGAAGGGUUUUGGCCCUGGCACAUAAGCAUUUACAGAAUCAGGUAUAAUGCCAUUUUAUGUGGUGGGAGUCUCAUCAAUAAAGACUGGGUUUUGACUUCAGCAGGUUGCUCUAUUGAUAUAAAUAACUCCGGCAGUUCAGACAUUAUAAUCUCUUUGGGUCGUGUGAAGCAGUCUGGCCCAAACCCACAUGAGGUUAAUAGAACAGUGAGUCGUGUCAUCACACAUCCUGACACUUAUGACAAUAACAUAGCACUGCUCCGGCUCUCCUCUUCUGUGGAUUUCACUGCUUAUAUUAAACCAGUCUGUCUGGCUGCUGCUGGUAGUGAAUUUGAUCAAGGACUUCCAAGUUGGGUCACAGGAUGGGGUUUCACUAGUUCAGAUGAUGAGCCAGACACAUUACAAGAAACUGAGAUUCCAAUCGUCAGCAACUAUAAUUGCAAUAUUGCCUAUCAUGAUUUUUUCAGUAUCACAGACAACAUGAUGUGUGCUGGACUGUCAGAUGGAGGGAAAGGCUCGUGUUAUUUUGAUAAUGGAGGACCACUGGUCACUAAGCAGGGCUCUAGGUGGAUUCAGUCUGGAAUUGUAUUUCAGGAGUGUGACAUCAGUUUUCCUAGUGUGUUCACCAGACUGUCUAAAUAUCAAGACUGGAUCAACACUCAGAUAGUCAACAACCAACCUGGAUUUAUUACAUUCCCCUAUUAUCAUGAUAACACUCUUGAUCCUACUAGCUCUAUUCCUGAUAUUCCUGAUAUACCUGACAUCUUCAGUGGAAGCUCACCUGAUCUUCACUUAUUUCCCUUUUACCUCACAUUCGCCAUCAUCUCUCUCAUCUUCUGUCCAUGUUUUUAAAGGAGUAUAUUUGGUUGUGGUUAUUCAACAAAGAUUUACAUUACAUUUAUCCAUUUGGCAGACGCUUUUAUCCAAAGCAUCUUACAAGUAGGAGAGCAUAUAACAUUUUAUCAACAUGUUAAUUAGUACUGCUAGUUGACCAGGUCAUGUUGCUAGACGGAUUAAAGCUGAAGUAAGCAAGGGUCAGGGAGAAAAUGAACAACAUGAAAAACAUUUUUUUAUAGACAGGAAACAUAGACCGAGCUUGACAGUCAUUGGUUACUCAGAUAGAUGUGGAACAGGUAUUGUGAUGGAUGCUGCAGCUCGGCUGGAGGCUGGCAGGUCAUUUCACCAGAGGAACUGAAUGAGUAAAGGUUUUUGCAAGCAAUUUGGUGCCUCGUUGUGAUGGAACAAACAGGCGUCGCUCAAUUGCAGAGAGAAGAUGACGGGAUGAGAUGUCGACCUGCAGCAGGGAGUUAAGGUCAAAGGCAGAUUUUACUGUUACUGUCCUGAAGGACAAUGCCAAUGAUUUGAAUCUAAUGAAGGCGGCAACUGGCAGCCAAUUUCUAUUUUCUUAAAAAACUAAAACUUGUGGUUAAGUAGCAAAUAUGUGUUGCUUUGGAUAAAAGCAUCUGCCAAAUACAUUAGAAGAUAAAUGGUAAAAACUCUUUUAUAGACAGAAAUAAAUCGUUUUUAUACUGAACUUUUAAUAAUAAAGUUCAAACAUUUGUGUAUUUCACAAUAUAUUGUCAUUUGAUUUGGGAAAUUCUUCUCUAUCUUUCAUCUUCUCUUUGGUUAAGAACAGAUCAUUUGAGAGACUCGCUCAACUUCAGGAUCUGCAUUUCUGUACUGAGAUCUCAAAACAAUCAGUCUAUGUUGAAAUGCCAUCUAAUAUAUUUCAUGUUUUAGUUUAAGAUGUAAAAAAUUUAC
Triplophysa rosa is the source of this 1928-nucleotide messenger RNA. RefSeq names its product chymotrypsin-like protease CTRL-1. NCBI's taxonomy places the organism in Eukaryota, Metazoa, Chordata, Actinopteri, Cypriniformes, Nemacheilidae. The transcript has 6 exons. Bases 36 to 1019 code for a protein of 327 amino acids. Gene Ontology annotation, molecular function: serine-type endopeptidase activity. The record is from RefSeq and is a predicted model, not a curated record. Gene Ontology annotation, biological process: proteolysis.